This is a messenger RNA of Habropoda laboriosa, 3702 nucleotides long. RefSeq names its product alanine--tRNA ligase, cytoplasmic (gene AlaRS). The record is from RefSeq and is a predicted model, not a curated record. Lineage: Eukaryota; Metazoa; Arthropoda; Insecta; Hymenoptera; Apidae. The transcript is spliced from 15 exons. Gene Ontology annotation, molecular function: ATP binding; amino acid binding; alanine-tRNA ligase activity. Gene Ontology annotation, cellular component: cytoplasm; mitochondrion. Gene Ontology annotation, biological process: tRNA modification; alanyl-tRNA aminoacylation. The coding region runs from base 121 to 3702 and encodes 1193 amino acids.
UUUGGAAUACUUUAUCACUACUGUUAUAAAGUACAGCUGCGCUAAUAUUAACUUUCGUAUUUAAUUCGGAGAGUGAAAUAAAACGAAACAGAAGAAAAAGAAAAAAUCAAUACAACUAUAAUGAUGAAUGCUAAGCAAAUUCGACAAGCUUAUAUAGACUUUUUUAAAAGUAAAAACCAUGAAUAUGUGCAUUCCAGUUCUACAAUACCACAUGAUGAUCCAACUUUAUUAUUUACAAAUGCUGGAAUGAAUCAGUUUAAACCAAUAUUCUUAGGGACAGUGGAUCCUAAUAGUGAUAUGGCAAAAUUAGUGAGAGUUGUUAACAGUCAAAAAUGUAUCAGAGCUGGAGGAAAACAUAAUGAUUUGGAUGAUGUUGGAAAAGAUGUUUAUCAUCAUACAUUUUUUGAAAUGAUGGGCAAUUGGUCUUUUGGGGAUUAUUUUAAAAAAGAGAUUUGUACUUGGGCCUGGGAAUUUUUAACUAUUAAACUAAAGUUACCAAAAGAUCAAUUGUAUGUAACUUAUUUUGGAGGAGAUGAAAAGAAUAAUUUAAAACCUGAUGAAGAGUGUAAACAAAUUUGGCUUGAUUUAGGACUCUCUACCAGUCAUGUAUUACCAGGAAGCAUGAAAGAUAAUUUUUGGGAAAUGGGAGAAACAGGUCCCUGUGGACCCUGUAGUGAGAUACAUUAUGACCGUAUUGGUAAUAGAAAUGCAGCACAUUUAGUAAAUCAGGAUGAUCCAGAUGUUUUAGAAAUUUGGAACCUUGUAUUUAUACAAUUUAAUAGGGAGUCUGAUGGAAGUUUGAAACCAUUACCAAAAAAACACAUUGAUUGUGGUUUGGGUUUGGAAAGAUUAGUAUCAGUUAUACAGAAUAAACGUGCAAAUUAUGAUACAGAUUUAUUUGUACCACUUUUUGAUGCAAUACAAAAAGGCACAGGAGCACCACCUUAUCAAGGGAAGAUAGGUACAGAUGAUAAAGAUGGAAUAGAUAUGGCAUAUAGAGUUUUAGCAGAUCAUGCAAGAACUAUUACAAUUGCUCUUGCAGAUGGAGGUGUACCAGAUAAUACUGGCAGAGGCUAUGUGCUGCGGAGAAUUUUGAGACGUGCUGUACGUUAUGCAACGGAAAAAUUGAAUGCUAAACCCGGAUUUUUCGGGUCGUUGGUCAAUGUAGUUGUAGAUCUUCUCGGUGAUAUUUUUCCUGAAGUAAGGAAAGACCCACAGUAUAUAAUUGAUAUUGUUAACGAAGAAGAAGUUCAAUUUCUUAAGACUUUAUUGCGUGGCCGCAAUUUAUUAAAUCGUGCUAUAGUAAAAUUAGAGUCAUCAAAUAUUCUCCCUGGUGAUGUUGCAUGGCGUUUGUAUGAUACAUAUGGUUUCCCAGUUGAUUUAACACAACUUAUGGCUGAAGAAAAGGGAUUGAAAGUGGAUAUGAUUGGUUAUGAAGUAGCAAAAAAGCAAGCUCAGAUUAUUUCUCAAAGUAAAAGUGGUGGAGUAGAUGAUCAAAUAAACUUGGAUGUUCAUGCAAUUACUGAAUUAAAAAAUAAGGGAAUUAAGCCUACAAAUGAUUUACCGAAAUACAAUUACACAGUUACGAAUAACAAAAUAUAUGAAGAAUAUGAAUUUGCUCCAUGUACUGGUACUGUAAUUGCUCUUAGACAGGCAAAGACUUUUGUCGAUAACAUAUCGUCUGGAGAAGAAGUUGGAAUUUUAUUAGAUCAAACAAACUUCUAUGCAGAACAAGGUGGACAAAUAUAUGAUGAAGGAUUCUUAGUGAAAAUUGAUGAUGAAGAUACCGAAGUCCGAAUAAAAAAUGUUCAAGUCAGAGGUGGUUAUGUAUUGCACAUUGGAACUGUAGGUCAAGGAAUAUUGAAAAAAGGCGAUAAAGUUUCAUUAAAUAUAGAUACUACACGAAGGAGGUUUUUAAUGAGCAAUCACACUGCAACUCACGCUCUUAAUUAUGCUCUUCGUAAAGUAUUGGGUACGGAAGUCGAUCAAAAAGGUUCUUUAGUUGCACCUGAUCGUCUUCGUUUUGAUUUUACAAAUAAAGGAGCCAUGACCGCGGAACAAAUACAAAAGACAGAAGAAAUUACAAGAAAUAUGAUAAAAGAGAAUAAAAAAGUUUAUGCUAAAGAAAGUAAUUUAGCACUAGCAAAAACUAUUCAAGGAUUACGUGCUAUGUUUGAAGAGACAUAUCCGGAUCCUGUAAGAAUCGUUAGCAUAGGCAUACCGAUUGAAGAUUUAGAAAAGAAUCCUUUAGGUCCUGGUGCACUGCAAACUAGCGUAGAAUUUUGUGGUGGAACACAUUUGCAUUAUACAGAACACAUUGAAGAUUUCGCUAUAGCUAGCGAAGAAGCUAUCGCUAAGGGAAUUAGGCGUAUAGUAGCUCUUACUGGACCUGAAGCAACGAAAGCUCAGAAAAAAGCAGCUAUAUUACAAAAUUAUUUGGAUCAAUUACAAACAACUAUAGCUGCUGAUAAAAGUGGUGCAAAUACAAAAGAACAUGUAAAAAAAAUAGUCGAUGUAACAGACGAUGUCUCACGCGCUACUAUUUCAAGUUGGAAGAAGGAUAAAAUGCGUAAAAUUUUAAAAGAUUUAAAAAAGGCACUUGACGAUAAAGAACGUGCAGCCAAAACGGCGAUAGCCAAUGCAGUAGUCGACACUAUUCAACAAAUAAUUCAACAAAAUAUUGGGUGUCCAGUAAUGGUCGAGGUUUUAAAAGCAUAUAAUAACACGAAAGCUUUAGAUUCUGCUCUUAAAAAAAUAAAAGCUGUCUCCCCAGACACAAGUGCAUUGCUCAUAAGUGUUGAUCCUGAUGCGAACAAAAUUUUUGCACUUAGUACAGUAUCUAAGUCUGCUAUAAAUAAGGGAUUAAAAGCAAAUGAAUGGAUUCAAAAAAUUGCUCCACUUAUGGGAGGCAAAGGAGGUGGAAAGCCUGAAUCUGCUCAGGCUUCGGGUACCAAUAUAUCAUGCGUACCUAAAUUAGUACAUGAUGCUAAAAAUUUUGCUAAUUCAAAACUUGGUGUAGUAGAAAAUAUUGUAAUUGAAAAUCACACUCAAUUCAAGAAUAAUGAAGAAUCUGUAAAUUUUAAAAGUUCAAAGAACAAAUUAGUACUUUCUGGUAAUGCUGGAAGUAUUAAAUACUAUCGUGCCCAAAUAAUAGCAAAAUAUAGUAGUAAAGAUUUGAUUACUUCACAGCAUAAAAAUAGCGAUAUAAUAACCAAAAGUAUAAAAUUAGAAGGAGAUGGUUUUGAAUUGUCUGAUAGUAGUGCAAUCAUGUUGUAUUUGUCAAACGACCAAUUAAGAUUUUCAAGUGAUCCUUUCACAUUCAGUGAAAUUUUACAAUGGUUAAGUUAUGCGGAUAACCACAUUUUACCAGCUGUAUUUGGAUGGGUUGUGCCAUGUCUUUCAGAAAAUAUACCAAAUAAUAUGAAGACGAAUAUUAAAACAUCUAAGGAAGAUGUUCUUUCUUCUUUAAAGAAACUAAACAAUAUACUGUUGACAAAAACUUAUUUAGUAAGAGAAAGAAUUAGUCUUGCGGAUAUUGCUGUUUUUACUGCCUUAUUGCCACUGUAUGAACAUGUAUUGGAUCCAGCAUGCAGAAAGCAAUAUACAAAUCUAAAUAGAUGGUUUUUUACUGUCUUAAAUCAGCCACAAGUAGUUAGUGUAAUAAAAAAGUUUGAAGUAUGUGAAAAAGCUCGUAAACAUUAA